UUGAGAUGCACCUGUAUUAUAUGUGAUAAGAUUUAUUGCAAUAUAUGGUGACGUUUCAGGAACAGUCAUUAUUUCUAUUGUACUUUUUCAACAUGUUUUCUUUGUCAUUAAUAUAAAGAAUGUCAUUUAUGUAACCAUUAACAUCAGAAAUGGUAUUUGGGGUUUGUCUGACAGUAAAAAAAAAAAAAAAAAGGAUUUUUUUUUUUUAUUCUUGUGACAUUAAAUAUUAUUGUUAGACAGUAUAUUGCAUAAUUUUCAUAAGGCUUGAAAAUUGUAUUGUGCAUAGUCUUGGCCACUUCAAAAAGUGUAUCAUAAUUCCGUUGUUUAUAUAUAUAUUUAUUUUCUUUUUGUCACAUAAUUCUAAGUUUAACCCUGAAACUUACAUUAACAUGAAACUGCACACAAAGGACAUAUUUUGUUCCUAAAGUAAAACAUAUCACAUCCUCUCACAUCAUGUUUGCUAUGCCUGAGGAAGGGAUUAAAACUUUCCUUGUACUGUCAUGUUCUCUCUACAUGUAUCAUCCUUGGUAGUGUCUUAUUUUCAAAAAAGAAAUAGAGGAGCAGAAUUGGUGUUAAGAGUGGAUGAAAGCAAAUGUGCAUUCACUGUAUAUUGUUGAGUGAAUUUAAUAACGGGAAAUGCCUUAUGAAAAAAUAAACAAUGGUGGUUGAUGUUAAAAGCUUAAAUUAAAAUUAAAAUUAUGUGGACAGACUAAAAUGCAGAUAUCAAUCAACAUGUAGUGAUUUACCAUAUAAUCUCCAGUGAUUCGAAAAAGUAUUUGGACACUUAAGUUAUACUUAAAAAUGUCUGAAUAUCAUUGCAUUAAAUAACAAAAUAUCAAACCAAGUGUAACCUGCUAACAGAUGAUACGUUUUGCAUGAAAGGUGUGCUUCUGCUAUCUUCAAAUAAAUACCACUUGGUUUAAUAUUUUGUUAUUAGAUGCAGUGACAUUCAGACAUUUAUAAGAUUGGCUUAAGUGUAUAUCCAAAUAUUUGUUAUGGCCACUGUGUAUAUUUUAUAAUGUCACUGAUUUAAUACACUACCCCUGCUGAAAAAAGCAGCUUAAACCAGCCUGGUCUUGGUCUUAGCUGGUUUCUGUUGGCUGGUUUUAGAGGGGUUUUGGGCACUUUUCAGCUGGUCGAGAUGAGAGACCAUCUAUACCAGCCUGGCCAAGCUGGGAGACAGCUUAAACCAAUUUAGACUGGUUCAAGAUGUUUUAAGCAUAGAUGUAAAAUGCUAAAUUCUCUUUCUCAGACACACUUCAUCCAACACUGUGGUGCUUUUGUUUUCAGCAUAUACUCAAAUCCAGACCCAUCAGUUGCUCCAGCAACACAAGCAGCAGUUUUUGAUACAGCAGCAGCCCCAGAUAAUGCCAAGGGGUCAAGCCAAGCUCUUAGAGGCCGCCACCAUUCAGCCCAGUCUCCAGUCCCACACAGUGAACGCUGUAGCCAUCCACCCAGCCCUGGCACCUCAGCCUCAGCACUGCCCUAUCCCUGUGCUGCCCAAAGUGCCUGUUACUUGUCAACAAGCCACCAUAUUCCAUUCCACCACUGUGAGUCAUCAGGCAAUCACACAGAAUGGACAGUCACCCAUUUUGAGCCACAACAAAACAGCACCUCAAGAACUUACAGCAGUUAACCUCCAGAUCCAACCAGCUCCUACGCAAAUGGGAGUAGUCAAACAGGAUGGGUCUGAUAAGGACAGCGCCGUUCCUCUUGAAGUCCGAGAGCUCUGCUCUGUACAGAGCCAACAGCAGCUGCUAUCCAUACCGACACAAGUGCCAACCCGGACAGAACCAUGCCAAUUGGUCAAACAAUCUGAUCAAAGCCAAGUGACAGAAAACACUGAAGGUAUUGCUUACUUUAUUUCUAUAUUAUUUCAUCUCUAUAACUCAAUGGUUUAGAUUGUUGGUUCAAAAAGGGCAAGGGUUGCAUUGUCUAAGAUGUUUUAAUUCAGUCAUCCCUACAAGAGUGCUUCAUGUUUCGGUUUACACAUCUUUAAAUUAGGCCAAUUUGGAUUCCUCUGUCUCUCAGCAUUUGUUUAACUUAGCAGUCAAAUGCAUGCAAUCUUUGUGUAAUCAGUAACUUGGCUGAAUGUAUUUAUUGCACCAGAUCCACAAUAAAAAGCUUCAACAGUUGGUUGAAAAUGUAACUUUUGAAACAUUUCAAAUACAGUAUGAUUGAACAAUAAAUAAAUGGGGUGAAUUUUGAUAGACUAGUUAGCUGUGAGGCCCUUCUCUUAAAAAAAAGGCAUAAUCACAUUCAGCUUUAUAGGCCAGUGGUUCUCAACUGGUGGGUUGUGACCCAAAAAUUGAUGGCAGGUCUGUUCAGUUAGGGCCGCAGACAACAAGGAAAAACUAUGCUAAAUGCAAUUAC
Myxocyprinus asiaticus (Chinese sucker) is the source of this 2373-nucleotide messenger RNA. RefSeq names its product polyhomeotic-like protein 2. Bases 1368 to 1901 code for a protein of 177 amino acids. The transcript is spliced from 2 exons. The record is from RefSeq and is a predicted model, not a curated record. Lineage: Eukaryota; Metazoa; Chordata; Actinopteri; Cypriniformes; Catostomidae.